This is a messenger RNA of Varanus komodoensis (Komodo dragon), 3836 nucleotides long. It is a transcript of the gene NUDT6, whose product is annotated as nudix hydrolase 6. The transcript has 5 exons. Gene Ontology annotation, molecular function: NADH pyrophosphatase activity; NAD binding; ADP-ribose diphosphatase activity. The coding region runs from base 1217 to 1966 and encodes 249 amino acids. NCBI's taxonomy places the organism in Eukaryota, Metazoa, Chordata, Lepidosauria, Squamata, Varanidae. The record is from RefSeq and is a predicted model, not a curated record.
GCCGCCUGUCGAGCCGGGGCAGAGCUCCUCGCAUGGGUUUUCAGUGUCGGCUGCUCGCGGUUAGCCUUCGGGACUGUCUGGCGGAAUGACGGGGCAGCGCCUCUGAGCACGUGCAGAAUGCAUCUCCCGAAACUCGUCUGCUGAGCAACCGCGGCCGAACAUACGCAUUUUGAGCGGGGGACUUUGGGAUCAAAAGAGGGUGGCUUCCAGGGGUGCCUCCUUUAAGAAGUAGCUGUCAGGGUCAAGUACUGCCUUGCUGCUAUAAGAGGGGCAAGGUUUGCAUCCAGCCCAUGGGGAGGGCCUUCCCACUGAAUAUAAGGCCAGCAUUUAGCCUUCAGGAGUAUGCAGUUACCCUUUGAGCAUCUGCAAUGUGCAGAGUUAAUCAGUUAAACACAGUUAAUUAGAAUCAUAGAAUAGUAGUGUUGGAAGGGGCUAGAAGGUCAUCAGGUCCAACCCCAUGCUCAGUGCAGGACACCAGUUAAAACAUCCCUCUCAGAUGUUUGAUUAACCACAUGUCUAGUAAACACAAAAUAGAAGCAACUGUUCACCUUGAUACUGGUUAGUUUAAAAAAUGGUGCACUAGUGUAACUUUCAGUGUUUUGCAGAACAAUAUGGGUAUACUUGUAAUACAGAUAUUAUUAUUACCCCUGCUAUUGUUGUCAUUAUGGAAGACUAGUGGAAAUCAGCCCAAAAUCCGUAUUAGACCUACCUUUAUUAGAGGAACCAAAAACUCAUCCUGGAAGAAUAGACAAAUUUGCAAGAGCGCUUUCAAAGGACAAGAUGUUAUUUUAAAACGGGGGGCAGGAGGGGUGAAACCAAAUUGAGUCUCAAGAAUGGGAGAGGAAUGAUUUGCAGACACUGAAUUCAGAUUCACCAGGUCAAGGACAUACUGCUUCCCAAAGAGUGCUGGGACAAAGAAAGGGAGAAACAUAAGCUCUGCCUGUUCUCAGAAGUGUGUUCCCCUUUUCCUCUUAUCCAUCACUACUAUUGUUAGACUUACCCCAUGAAGAUUUCCACAGGAACAAUAGGGCCCCCAUUCACGGCUGCUGACAGAGUGUUCCACAGCCACAGUGUGACCCCCAUUGCAGCUCUGCAGAGAUUUAGCAUUGCUUUGCCCUUCCACUUCCGAAAGCAAUAUAUCAAUUUUUACCCUCUGUAUUGCUUUUGCACCUGAAUUUUACCUGAUAAAACUAUUCCAAGUUGGAGGUUCCAAAGUAUGGAAAAGGAUCAAACCAUUUGGUACAUACAUCAGUACAAUGCUAUCAAGCAGUGGAAAUCAGAAGGGCACAUUGCAGUCUGGCUGCAUGUUCCUGUUCUACAAAGCAGAUUUAUAGCUGCUGCUGCAGAGCAAGGCUUUGCUUUCCACCAUGCUGAAUCGGACACUGCUACACUGACUCUGUGGCUAGCAGGAGGACGCAGCAGGCUACCUAGUUAUGCCACUCAUCAGUUAGGAGUUGCAGGUGCUGUAUUAGAUAUCCAAACAGGGAAAGUAUUGGUUGUACAAGACAGGAAUAAAACAACAAAUGCAUGGAAAUUUCCAGGUGGAUUGGCCGAACCCGGUGAAGAUAUUGGGAACACAGCAGUUCGAGAAAUUUUUGAAGAGACAGGCAUAAAAUCAGAAUUCAAGUCCCUUCUAAGCAUAAGGCAGCAACACAGACAUUCCGGAGCCUUUGGGAAGUCUGAUAUGUAUAUUAUUUGCCGCUUGGAGCCUUCCUCUUUUGACAUCAAUUUCUGCCAGCAGGAGUGCCUGAAGUGUGAAUGGAUGGACUUAGUGGAGCUUGCCAAGACAAAAGAAACUACUCCAAUCACCAGCAAUAUAGCUAGGCUACUUCUGUAUGGGUACCGAGAAGGGUUUGAUAAAAUUGAUAUUACCAUGAGAGAAUUUCCAGCUGUGUACACAGGCCUUUUCUAUAAGCUGUAUCACAGAGAACUGCCAGAGAAUUAUAGAAAUAUGACACAUUUAUAAUGUAUUUAGGUAUUUCUUAGUAAUUUAAGACUGCCUGAAGUAAAUGUGCAUGAUGUUUCAGAUUAUUCUUUUUAUCUUCUAUCUUCUAGUAUUCAUUUUAUCUUCUAUCUCAAUAAUAUAUAUUCAUUUCACUUAAAAUGCUAAAUAUUGUAGUAACUGUGCACACUUUAAUUUUCCUGUUCACUUGGUUGUCCAAAUCCAAUUAUGUAACCAUUUACCUAAAUAAUCAAGUAAAAAUGAAGAUAAUAUUUGACUGGAAAUAAACGUAGACUGAUAUUCCAUCCUGCAACGUUCACAUAUACACCAUGCAUGGACACACAUAUUUAUAUAUAUGCAAAAAAGCACAAUGGUUCCAGGAAAUUUUAAAAAAUGGAAGACUAAAACAUAUACAAUUGUACAUAUUAAUAAUCUGAGAUCAAUCUGCAAAUGCCAUUGAUCCUGGCACACAAUUGGUCACAUUUUUUGUCUCACGGGAAGGGGAAGAUUUAGCAUUGUUGCAGCAUAUUUUAUAUACUCUGCCACUGAAAUCAACUCUUGGCAGACAUUGGAAGGAAAAGGAUAGCCUUCUGUCCUCGUCCAGUUUUUGACCCGGGCUUGACCUGACCAGUUCGUUUCAGUGCAACGUACCAACCAUGAUAUUUACGAGACUGAUAUGUAUUGUAGUUAUUAGAUUCCAAGCGUUCAAAGAAGAAACAUUCAUCUGUUAUGUAUUUCUGAAAAUGAAAAGAAGAGUCAAUUAUUCAGUCAGAUGCUGUCAUGAAAUAGAACUUCCCAAUAUAAUCAGAUGUAUUAAAAUGAAGCUGAUGAUUACAGUAAUAAUUUAGCAACAUUAUGCAUUUUCUUUCAAAUCCAGAUAACUACUUAUCUUUAAAGCUGCCCUCUUUCAAACAAAAAAACCCCUCAUACUGGGGUUUAACAACAGUUUUCCGUAAGCUAAUUUUUCAUUUUUGGGUCACUGCUUAACACCUAUUUUUCUGCAUUAUUUAAUAGGAAUGGUAAUUAUAAGGUUAAAGACACAUUAAGUGCUCAACCUAAACAGAGACAGGUGAAUGCCUCAAAUCCAAAAUAGUAAAGCUGUAAUCAUAUACCCACUUAAGAGUCAGUUUCUUUAAAUUCAGUGAGACUUCUGAGUAGAGAUAUAUAGAUUUGUGUUUAAGGUCAAUUUAGUGUGGCAACUAACUAAUCCUUUUUAAACAUAAUUUCCUUUGGAUUUAAAUCUUACACUGAAAAUCAUAUAAUUAAGACUGAAAGGCAAAAUUCAUGACUAUCCUACAGGUGAGAUUGUGUUCUUAAUGUUAUAAACCUUUAGAAAGCUUCAUAAAAUUUCUGUACCAUCUAGUUCCACCUUGAAGCUUUUAAUAUAAUGAGAAGAAAAAUAAACACACAUUUGCAUCUGCUUACCAUUGCUAACAAUCGGCCAUCUCCAUUCAUAGCAAGGAAACGGUUUGCACAUACUCCUUUGAUUGACACCACACCUCUCUCUUCCGCCUGAAGCAGCAAUUUAACUAGACAGGAAAGAAAAUCAGACUUUAAUCUUCAAGGAAAUUUCAUGUUCCACAGGGUGCAAAUAGGAUGUAUUGCUUAGAAAAGAUUAUCAAGUAAAUGUCUUGUAAAUGUACAUAGAAAGCAAAAUCAAUCUAAGCCAGUGGUGACAAACCUAUGGCAUGAGUGCUGCAGUAGGCAUGCUGAGCCCUCUCUGUUGGCACGCAAGCCAAGUCGCCACAGCAGCCGAGCAUUGGAUAACAGCACACAUAGGGGCCAUGCGCAUGCUCGGAAAGGCGUAGCAGCACCAGACAAUGACAUAACGAGCCGCAACUCAGUAGCCGCAACUCAUCCAUGCUUUCAUAUGGCCGGUCAGUGCACUGCCAAG